This is a messenger RNA of Tuber aestivum (summer truffle), 1203 nucleotides long. The record is from the annotation of a GenBank genome assembly. Lineage: Eukaryota; Fungi; Ascomycota; Pezizomycetes; Pezizales; Tuberaceae.
AAUAUCACAAUGUGAUUCAACCCAUCGCAUCACUCACAGCAGCGAUUUUUCAAUUUCGCAAAGAAUGUCCAGUAAUACAAGGCUACUCGGAUGAAACUCCUAUAGACCUAUUUAUCCCUUAUAAUUUCUCCUUCUAGGGGGAAGCAAGCACUGCCCACUAAUCCUCCCUAAAAUACCCUACUAUUUUUUUUGCAGGCCCAACGCUUCAAGCUCCUCUGCCGAGAAUCACACGGGUGCGAGUCUGCGCACGCCCAAGCCCCCUGUCUCGUCCACGGUAAACUGUCGGGGGAGCUGCUGCCCUAUCAUACAUCUAUCAUACCUCUCACAACUUCAAUCCAAUAACCUCCACCUGUUUAAAUAUUCCGCCCACAACUCUUUUCAACAGUCUACUAUCAUGGGAAACCUUUGCGGUAAAGAGUCCGGCCCUUCGUUCCCAAGCGGUAGAGUCCUUGGUUCCAGCUCGUCGCCGGCGACGGCGGCUGGCGGAGUACCGCUUAGGAGCAAGAAACCUAAAAUAACUGGUGGACCUGGGCGAACUUUAGGAGGAGAUUCGGGAGGUGGCUCGGGAGGUGGUUCGGGAGGCGGUCCGGGCGGAGGAAACGCAGAAGCUGGAGCUGUCGCUGGAGAGCAGUUGGACCCACGGACAGCUGCGGCGUUGGCUGCUGAGGUUUGUUUUUCAACGACGUUUCUGGGGCUCUGGCGCUAACUCGACGCCCGAUAGGAACGCUUGAAAAAGAAUGCAGUGACGGGAAAGUUAGGGUCGGAGUUGGAUAAGCAAAAGCGAAAGACGCAAAAUCAGCAUAUCCAGGAUCUGGGGAAGACAAAAGGGCAACAAGAACAACUGGUUUGGGAUUAGCCCAUCGAAGGGUGUGCGAAUAGUUGGCUGGGUGGUUGCGGGUGAGGCUCUGCAAUUUGGUACUCCUUUCCACGUUUUCUUGUCUACAACUUUUGGGUUGGAGUUUUUGUGGAGGGAUUUGUUGCUUUUAGAGCCUUUUCACGCCGUCGUAUGUUCUUUCUUUUCACUCUGACAGGGUACGGUAUCUCUGAAUGUUCGCAUCAAUGAAAUCGCUCGACAAAAUGAUGCGUGAACUUUACAAGGGCCUAUUAAACUGAACAGCUUUCCGACCGGUGUGUAAAGUAGAGAUUAUCAUUAUCAAAGUUUAUUACAACCAAGUUUUGUAUAUAUUUAAUACCGUUGACGCC